Aspergillus tubingensis is the source of this 1494-nucleotide messenger RNA. RefSeq names its product SET domain-containing protein. NCBI's taxonomy places the organism in Eukaryota, Fungi, Ascomycota, Eurotiomycetes, Eurotiales, Aspergillaceae. Gene Ontology annotation, molecular function: protein-lysine N-methyltransferase activity. The coding region runs from base 1 to 1494 and encodes 497 amino acids. Gene Ontology annotation, biological process: peptidyl-lysine monomethylation. The transcript has 4 exons. Gene Ontology annotation, cellular component: nucleus. The record is from RefSeq and is a predicted model, not a curated record.
AUGAAGCACGGAUACUAUCCAAUCGAGACGCUUCCGUCGUGGAUAAAGCUCAACGGGGUCUCCGUCAAUGGUAUCGCUUUCCGCAAAUUGCAAGCAGAUGAUGGCACCGACAAGGGGUCUGCAAUUAUUGCAACCGAGGUAAAAGCCAGUGGAAAUGCAGCGAGCGACGCGGUAGAGUCGGAGGUACUUCUACGAGUACCAUCUGACUUGGUCCUGUCAUUUGAUUUUGUUGAAGAAUACUCCAAAUCGGAUAGACAGCUCCGUGAGGUAUUAGAAGUUGUCGGGGACUUUGGAAGAACAGCCAGAGGCGCCAUAUUAAUCUUCCUUCUCGUGCAACUCACCCACUCUAGCCCGGACUAUGCGCAUGAGCGCCACCAGAUUGGACUAUCGAGCCCUUGGACCGAAUAUAUGAAGUAUAUGCCGUCUUCUAUACCUUUGCCUACAUUCUACAGUGAAGAGGAGUUAGAGCUCUUGCGCGGCUCCUCGUUGAGGUUGGCUGUGCAUGCGAAGAUUGCCUCGCUGGAGAAAGAAUUCGAACACCUGCGUCAGAGCACAGAGGGUUUGGACUGGUGUGAAAAGUAUUGGUGGGAUGAGGAUACGGGGAGACUGGCGUUCAACGAUUGGAAAUAUGUCGAUGCGCUGUACCGGUCACGCAUGGUAGAUCUGCCUCGGCAUGGUCAUGCAAUGGUUCCGUGUAUCGAUAUGGCAAACCAUGCUCCUGAGGGCACGGUCAAGGCGUUGUAUGACGAGGAUGCCGAUGGGAAUGCUGUGUUGCAGUUGCGGGAUGGACGGAGCUUGCGGGCUGAUGAGGAGGUCACAAUCUCGUAUGGUGAUGAGAAGUCUGCUUCAGAAAUGAUUUUCUCAUAUGGAUUCCUCGACGAGCAUACCACGGACGCUAAGCAGAUCUUCCUUGACUUGGACAUCCCAGAUGAUGAUCCGUUAAAGAUAGCAAAGAAAGCAUUUUGCAAAGAUACACCCGGAGUCAAGAUAUCUACUUCCUCUAGCGGCUCAGAAACAGCCGCAACAACAACCUGGGACAGCCCCAUCAUCUGGUGGGCAUGCGUGAACGAGGAAGACGGGCUGGACUUCAACGUCCUUCAGACCACUGAUGGCGGCAGGGAACUUAAAGCUACCUGGAACGGGCAGGAAGUGAGGGACGCAAGCUGUCUCAGGGAUCUGCUAGCUGCAGAUCCCCAAUGGGACAUCUACCAGCUUCGUGCAGUGGUGCUCAUCCUUGAGCGACUGGAGACCCAAUUCUUCGUCCUCCGCCAAACCGACAUGAUGAUUAGCGAGAUCCGCGAGAACGAAGACAUGCGUGCUAUUUUCGAACCAUUUGUGUUUCAGACAGUCCUGAGGUUACGAGAGCUGGAAUCCAAGCUUAUGGAACGGGCGAUCGAGGACCUCGUUAACCAGCGGGAAACUCUCAUGUCAAGCCCCGCAGUCAACGCCUACCUUACCCAACAAUCAGGGGACAUCGAGGAGGAUUUCUCUUGA